Molecule: messenger RNA, 7484 nt
Organism: Xenopus tropicalis (tropical clawed frog)
Lineage: Eukaryota; Metazoa; Chordata; Amphibia; Anura; Pipidae
Product: interferon-induced very large GTPase 1-like
Exons: 3
Coding region: 174-7385 (2403 amino acids)
Cellular component (GO): cytoplasm; nucleus
Molecular function (GO): GTP binding
Source: RefSeq, a predicted model, not a curated record
CCCCACCCUCUGCCCCACCCUGUGCCUCUCACUCUGCAUAGAACAAAGCUGCAGGGAACAUCCAGACAUUCAGGAGAAAGGACUAGAACAGACUUCCAGACAUCUGUACCCUUAGUGGUUCCUUCUUGUAGAAUCUUUUCCUCGUGUCUAUACCAAGUGACAGCAGGGACGAAAUGUCAGGGUUGAACCAAGAAACUGACCCACCUACCACUGAGCUGCUCAGUAAAGUCAAAGAGACUGGAUUGGAUCCUGAGCACUGGCUCCCUGUUCUAGAUAAACUGUUGGGCAUUAAGAAUAUCCACUCGUUACAAUACAUUCAGGCCGAGGACUGCUCAGUGCUAGAGGAUGAGAUUCGUUAUCCCUGGGAGAGAAGAGCCUUAGGGAAACUAUUCAAUAUACCAGAGAGAAGCGUAAGCGCCACCCAACUACAGGGGGAGCAAAACCAAUCACUGCAAGAGAAAACUGAGCAAGCGCCCGAGGUACUGACCCAGUUAAAUGAACCGAGAACUGAUGGGAAAAGUCAAUGUGAUGAACCUGUCAACCAAAGAGAAGAAGAAAAUAAGAAAGUGCUGAAGAUGCCUACUGAAUGCUCAGUGCCACCUGGAGAGGCCAUUCUGGCUGUGACAGAUCACAUAACAAAGAAAAAAGAGAAUUUAGAAGAUGAAGAGUUGAUUAAAUGUGCCUCUGGGGGGCUGGCGCUUGAGGGGAUUUUCCAAACAAAAGACAUAGACAAUCUCUUUAAGAAACGUGAAGCACUUCUCUGUGUUCCAGAAGGUUUCAGGCUUGUUAGUCCAGAAAAAACAUCACUUUUUCUGCAAAAAGAAUUCACGUGCCAUGAAGAGGAGUUGGUUUUCCAGAGAAUAGUUGAAAAAGUUGGGUUAAGUUUAAGUGGUUCCAUUACUGCUGUUUUUUUAGGAUUUGGUCCUCGUGACAGCAAAUCUUCAGAAUCAGAUACAAUAGGCAAGCAACCAAGUGAGCACGUGUACGUUUGUACAACCAGAUACAACUUCAUCCCAUUGGCUUCCUGUCACUUUACCGAGGAUCAGCUGAGACUUUCCAAGGCCGCACUAAAUGCACUAAAAUUCAUUGAAAACUUAAUUACCAAUAAUUCAAAAGGGCAAACGUUAGCAACAAAAUGUGCAGAAUUCUUCCAGAGCUUUGGCUCCCAUGUCAACCUUGGCCCUCUACACUUCGGUGGGAUAUUGUGGUGGAAAGCGUCCAUGGAAGGUGGAGAAGUUGGUGACCUCAGAAAUGCAAAGGAAAUGAUAUCGGAAGCUCUAAACUUUUAUGCAAGUGUUGGAUAUGAUGGAAGUGGGCGAGACAUUGAUCUGUCGGCUAUUGAUUCACAGAGUUCCAUGGACCUCUCCAAAAUAUCAACAUUUAAGGAAUAUAUUCAGGUUUCUGUUACUAAAACCGGGGGUCCGCCAGAAGCUGAUUCGCUCUCCCAAUGGAAAACUGGUCUUGUAACCAGUAAGGAAACCUGGAGCAUCAUAGAUCGAGGGUUUCAGCUGAUGCCAAUAUGGAAGAUCAUUGUGGACAAUCAUAAGGAUGAAUUCCCACAUGGUUUAAAGCUUGCCUCCUGCUUGGCUGAGCAUUACAAGUUAGAGACUGGCCUCACCUCAGAUAUGAUGGUUGGAGAAUAUCUAGCUUCUGUUUUGGAAAAAGUCAAUCAGUUUUUGCAAGACGUAAAGUCCUGGAAUGGUGAUGAGGCCACACAGCACUUACAAGCUCUGCUGGAGUUUAGACAGACACUCAAUGAAGCCACAAGGAGUUCCAGCGAUUGGGUGACUUUGUGUUUAUCAGAUAAAGGUUUACAAGACUUUUUAGUGAAGGUUGUUACAAAUUAUAAAGACAGUUCUGCUGAAGAAACUUCUAUGAUCAAAGCUUCUUUACAAGAGCUUAUUGAGCCUCUCAUUUAUUCAGCUGAAAACUUCAUCAGUUUUGCACUUAUUUUGAGAUGGAUUUAUGGUUUGGAGAAGAAUGAACUUGAUCCCAUUUUUGUUUCUGAUUUUAACCAACUCUGUGAUGUUUUACACCAGUCAAUGGAAGAUUUUCAACAGCAUAAUGUCAAGUUAGAGACAUCCACAGAAGAUGAACACAAAGCAAAGGUUAAGGCUACAGUUAUCAUUGGCCUCUCAUUGUCUUCCUAUCUGAGGAGCCUGAGGGAGAUGAAACAAAGUGACACUGAGUUACUGAUUCUCUGCAUUGCAAACAACUCUGGGUAUUCUACUGACAAUUACCACUUCCAAAGUCUUCUGGGAUAUAGAGACAUUGACUUUCUGAAAAAUCAGUUACAAGAAGCUUAUAAAGAGUUCACAAACCUUAGGGGUCAGUCUGUCCACCAAGCUCAGGCAUUUGUCAUUUACACAGGUCUGGCAUCUACUGGUGCUACUGGUGAAUCCAGAGAAAUAUCAUUGGAACAAAAAAGAGAAUGUCUAAAUUUAAUGAAAAGACACUUGUCUGACAGUCUCUCAUCUGAUGUAGAUGCAAUAAUUACACAAUAUUCAGGAUAUCAGGACUGGAGUGAGAUGGAAAGUCAACUAAAAUCAUUUAUCCAUGGAAGUGUAACGUCCCAAGCUAAAGAACUAAAAAGAGAUGAAGUUGCCAAGGAACCGAAUGAUAAAUGCCACAAAGAAGCUCAUGUAGAAACCAACUCCAAUAAAAUGAACAUCUCCUCAUUGUUGAAGCGACUGGACCUGGAAAAGUAUUACCCACAGAAAAUGCAGAUCUCUGAUUUCCAUAAGAUCUGUCGAUAUUCUCUGAUUGAAACGGAGAGUUUGGAAGAGAAACAACUUCCAUUUUAUUUCUUGCAGAAACUUCUCAUGUUGGACUAUAGCGCGAGAUACGUGCAAUGUAAAAACAGUAGAAAUUCUACUGAGCCGAACUCCAUGACUAUUGAUGAGAAGUUUAACAUGGACACAUCUGAGGAUUCUUAUGAACAGUUCUUUGAUGAUUUUAAUGAUGCAGAAGAGACAAAUUCCACUAGUGACCCAACGAUCCACCCUAUGGAUGUCCAAAUGGCAGUUCUUCAUUGUGCCAAUGAUUUUAUGAGACAAUAUAUCUUUACCAAAUUAUCAUUUUGCCAGUUUGCUCUUCCUCUUUUGGUGCCAAAUCCCAAUACAAAUUCUAUUGAGUUCCCACUUUGGUCUUUCCAGGAAGUUAAAAAGAAAUGGAAAACUAAAAUUAACAAUAACACUGAGACUGGUAAAUCUGAAGACACAUUUAUUAAAGAAACAGAAACUCAUUUUGUGUCCUUCAUUCGUCUUGGCCAAUCCGCUUCAUCUAAAUCCCAGAUACUGAACUGGCUGAUGAGUAAGCAGAGACACAACAUUUUCUAUCACCGGCACUGCCCAGGGGCCACCAAGAACCCUCUACUGAUGGAUGGCAUAGCAGAGAUUGCCUGGUACUGCCCAGGUGGCAAGAAGGAUGAUGUGUUUGAUGACUGUAUUGCAUUUACUAAUCUCCAUGGCGAUGCCAGAGAAUAUGAUCAACAAGUGAGAUUUUUGGAACAAGUUUCAUCGGUCAUUGUAGUUCUAUUUACUGAUGAGAAUACAAAGGAGAAGAGAGGGAAGGAACUGCUGCAACGUUUACUCAAAUCCCCGAAGCCACUAAUCUGUCUCCUUGCAGACAAAGAGCAGAGUCAGCGGGCAACUGGCUCAAAGGUGAAAAUAGGUCUUAGAAAUAGGAAUGAGGCAGAACUGUUAGAAGAAAUAAGAGCAGCGAUACGAUCAGUAUUAACCAAGGCACAAGUAAAGGUCUCGCUUAAUAAUUGUGCUGAGAUUGCCAGAACUUGUGGGUUUCUAGUUGAUGAGGACAGAGGAGAGAUCCAGCAGGGGAAACAACAAGCUCAGGUCCUACUGUCACUAUUAGGAGAAAAAGAAGUGUCAGAUAUAAAGAAGGAGUUUCUUCCCUUACAGGGAGACCUCUGGUACGAGUGGUGCGUGAAAGACAAAGAAAUGACUCGACUUAAGGAACAAAGUAAUGAGAGUAUUGAGCAACAGCGGAGCACGAUCGAGCAUCGGAAACGAAUGAUAAGAAAUGAACAAUUAGAAAAAGCUUUUCCUCUCAAUGACUUCAUGAGAUCUUUCCUAGAGAUUCUACAGUCUGAUGUUCAAGGGCCAAAAUUGCAUUUCCUUCAGUGGUUUAAGAUGUAUCUGGAUAAUUUAUCCUUACAAACUCUCUCAGUUCUCUAUCAGGAAUAUCAUAAUGUGUGGUCAAAGGUAAAGGAGGAAAAGCAACAAGGGAAAAACCUCCAAACUAUAGAAAAAAUGGAGAAUGAUUUAGAAAAACUAUCAGGGCAAAUCAUUAUUUCAACAUUUGGGCUUGAGCACAUUCUGAGGGAACUGGGGCAAAUCUAUGAAGCGUUGGACACUGCCAAUAAAAAGGAUAACAUUUAUUUCAUUUUGCCAAAAAUUGCUGCAAAUCUGAUGGUUUCAGGAUACCCGGUGGAGCUGAUGGAUGGUGACGCCGCACAUGUGCUACUGAGGUGGGUUGGGGCUGUUAUGGAGGAACUGAUAGAAAUAUUAGGAGAUAAAAGGCUGUAUGUUCUGUCAGUACUCGGGAUACAAAGCACGGGAAAAUCCACUCUGCUCAACGCAAUGUUUGGGCUGCAGUUUGCAGUGAGUGCCGGGAGGUGCACCCGGGGGGCAUUUAUGCAGCUGAUAAAGGUUGAUGAGGAACUGACACGUGAGAUGAACUUCGAUUAUGUGCUUGUUGUAGACACCGAGGGACUGAGAGCCCUUGAACUGUCAAAGAAAACCUCAACGAAUCAUGAUAACGAACUGGCUACAUUUGUCAUUGGCUUGGGGAACCUUACCCUAAUCAAUAUAUUUGGGGAGAACCCUUCUGAGAUGCAGGAUAUCCUACAGAUUGCUGUGCAGGCAUUUCUGAGAAUGAAGAAAGUCAACCUGAGGCCCAGCUGUAUAUUUGUCCAUCAAAAUGUAGGAGAAAUCACAGCUGAAGAGAAGAACAUGGAGGGACGGAGGCGACUUCAGGGGAAACUGGAUGAAAUGGCACAGUGUGCUGCGCAGCAAGAGCAAUGUGAUGUCACCUGCUUCAAUGAUGUCAUCAAAUUUGAUGUAAACACCCACAUUCACUACUUUGCCCACCUGUGGGAAGGUGACCCACCCAUGGCUCCUCCCAAUCCAAGUUACAGCCAAAAUGUGCAAAAACUGAAACAGGUCAUUCUUGGCUCUGGGAAACUGGAGAAGCAACAAAAUAUAUUGAGCAUUUCCCAGUUUAAAACACGUGUGGAAGAUCUGUGGAACGCGUUGCUUAAUGAGAACUUUGUGUUCAGCUUCAGGAACUCUCUGGAGAUCGCAGCGUAUAACAAGCUGGAAGUGAAAUACCGGCAGUGGAGCUGGACCUUAAGGGAACACAUGCUGACACUUCAGACCCAAAUCAAUAACCAAAUUAGCAACGACCAAAUGAAUUCAGUGGAUGUAAUGUCCCUGACGAAGGAGUUUGAGCCAGAACGCAGAUCAGUUCUGAAGGACUGCAAGGAAUUUUUUGAUGAUGAAAAAGACAAAGAGAUAUUAGUCCAAUGGAGAGUUAGUAUAGAGCGCAGACUGACCACUGUCCUAGAGGAUCUUGUAGACGAUAUCAGGAAGAAAGCAGAUGAACUAAUAAGGGCAAAGCAAAACAAUGAGAAAGUGCAUGAAAUGAAAGAGAAAUACGUUGAUGAAAUGUUAGAGAAAAGCAGAGAUAUGGCCCUCACCCUGAAGGGACAAAACAUAACUGAAAUACAAUUGGAGGGAAAAUUCAAUGAAAUGUGGGAUUCUCUGAUUCGUAGGGUCACUGGGGAAAUCCAACCUCCAAAACCACCAGAAAUCGACCAAGAUUUACAAAAUGUUUUUCGGGAUCGCUUCAGAGGAGAAGCCAAUCUAAUUGAUACAAUCAGUGACUCCUGGCGAUGGACAAACCUUUCUGAGGAGUUCUCUACAUAUAUUUCAAAUCAACCCAAGUAUGAACUUUGGAAGAUAAAAUUAGUUUCUGAAAAGCUUUCAAACGAUAGAAAGAGAGAGAUAGAAGACACAACCCAAGCUCUGAGCAGGAGAGUAGAUGACUACAUUGAUAGGAAGCAGUCGGAGAAGGUGGAUUAUCAGAGAGUUUAUUUCCAUGAAAUUCUCACCAUCCUCCAGUCAGAAAUAGGCAACAUGUUGGGCAGGGAGUUCAAGUUCCUACAUGAAUACACACUGUUUGUCUCACUGUUCUUGUGCCGUCGGGCCGCUCACAGAUUUGAUAAAAUGUCUGUCGCUUUUAGAGAAGCCAAUGACCCUCAAGUCUAUCUAUGGAGGAAGAGGAAUGAACUGUGGAAGAGUUUUCAAAUUUCCUGUGAGGGAAUGAAACAAACGGCCUCUCUGGUUGAUUUCCUAUGUAACAAACUGAGAGACUCCAUCCAACAAGCAGUGACCAAUAAGACUGCAAUACAAUUAGCUGGGGAUCUGCAAGGUGACCACCCUGCUCUGAAUGGAAACAGGUCCAAACUAGAGUUCUGUCUCCUCAAAUCACUGGCAGAGAAAGAGAACUUUUCUCAUUAUAUUAAUUAUAUCACAGAUCCAAAAUCGGCAGUCAGUGACUUCAUUAAGGAUUGUGUUGAUCAGCAUUGUGAUGCCAAGGCCAAGGCCAAGGUAACGGGCAGUCUCAGUACUAAUGUGGAUCACUUCCGGAACAUUAUACUAAAAGCUAUAGAUACAUCAACUGGAACAGUCACAGAGAAAGGUGGAGAUAUUAUCAGCUCAUGGCUGGACACUUUCUGCUCAGAGCUCGGGAGUGACAUGAAAUUGUCUAUUGGGGACCUCAAAAGUGUCAAGUACCAGGGGAUCACCGAUGUGGGCUUUCUGAAGGAAGCCAUGAUAAAGGCUCUGGAUACUGGGGUGGAAGACCUUCAACGUGACUUUUCUACAUCUGAUCUGAUGGAACUAAAGAAGAAGACACAUGAGAUACUAAUGGGCCAAUUCUCCGGGUGCUGGACACAGUGUCCAUUUUGUAGGGCUGUUUGUACCAAUACUAUCCCUGACCAUGACGGAGAUCACAGUGUUAAGUUCCAUCGGCCUCGUGCAAUUAGAGGUGGAAGCUGGCACAAAACAGAUGAGUUUUCGGUAGAGAUUUGCUCCAGCCUUGUAGCCAGUGAUAUUCUGUAUGUGCUCAGUGAGGACAAAGAGAUUCCAUACAAAACCUACAGAGAUGGCGGGCCUCCAUACAGUACCUGGUCCAUUACACCAGACAACUCCUCAUUAUCUUACUGGAAAUGGGUCACGUGCCGCUUUAAGUCUGAUUUGAAAAAAUAUUAUGAGUUAAAAUUUGCAGGAAGGGGAAAAAUCCCACAACAUUGGCACAGUAUCACCAAACAGGAGGCCAUUCUGGAGAUAGAAAAUCUAAUGUAAAGAUCUAACAUAUAAUUUAGCCAUUGUACAGGAAUGGGAUCCAUUAUCCGGAAACCUUUUAUCCAGAAAGCUCCGCCUUACAGGCAUCUCCCAUAGACU